GAGUGGUUAACACACAUGAAAGCUAGUGGGCGUGUUACCGCGCGUUCCAACCAGAGUUUCAAUGAAUUUGCGUUUUCACUUCUAUUCCUGCUUUAUCUCUCUCUAUGGGAUGUGGAUCAAAUGAACUGAUGAUGUGACAAACGUCCAGAUAAAAUAAAGUGACUGAACGGAGAAAAGUUUUACAGGAAGAUCAGCAGGAUGUCGGAGCUGGACGAACCGGACCAGGUCAUGGAGGACGGACGAGUGUAUCGCAACCCAACGGAGAUGAAGAUGAGCCAGAUCAUUCUUCCCUGCCAUGCCAACCACUGCAAGGAGCUGAGCGUGGGGCAGCUGCUCAAGUGGAUGGACUCCACUGCCUGCCUCUCCGCUGAAAGACAUGCAGGAUGUCCCUGUGUCACAGCCUCUGUUGAUGACAUUCACUUUGAGCACACCAUCAGUGUUGGACAAGUGGUUAACAUCAAGGCUAAAGUCAACAGAGCUUUCAACUCAAGCAUGGAGGUGGGGAUAGUGGUGAGCUGUGAGGACCUGUACAGCAAUCGCCACUGGAAAGUCUGUCAGGCUUUUGCCACCUUUGUGGCUCGUCGUACAGAUAAAGACAAGGUCCAUCUGAAGCCUCUGGUCCCUUACACACAUCGUGAGAAGUUGGAGUAUAGUGUCGCUGCUGAGAGAAGGAGGAUGAGGCUGCUGCAUGUUGAAAUUAUGAAAGAUCUACUGAGUAACACUACUUUCCAGACGAGCAUUAGCGAGAGCGUGUGUGAGGGCCAGGAUGAGGAGGAAGAAGUGCCAUCUGAGAAAACCAGAGUAGAGAGCGUAGAGCUGGCUCUUCCCACACAUGCCAACCACCAGGUGAACACGUUCGGAGGCCAGAUCAUGGCAUGGAUGGAAAACGUAGCCACCAUUGCUGCCAGCCGGUUAUGCCACGCCCACCCGACCCUGAGGACGAUAGACAUGUUCCACUUCAGGGGACCGUCUCAAGUCGGAGACCGUGUGAUACUGAAAGCCAUCGUCAACAACACUUUCAAAAACAGCAUGGAGGUGGGCGUGUGCGCAGAGGCGUAUCAGGGGGAGGAAGCUCUCAGACACAUAAACAGCGCGUUUAUGACUUACGAGGUGCUGGAUGAGGAGGGCAGGCCAUGCCCGCUACCCCGGAUACGUCCCGAACCACUGGAUGGAAAACGGAGAUACCAAGAGGCGAUUGCCAGAAAGAAGAUCCGACUCGACAGAAAAUACAUCAUCUCCUGUAAGCAUACUGAAGUGCCCUUGUCUGUCCCCUGGGACCCCAUUAACCAGGUGUAUCUGAGCUACAAUAACGUCUUCGCGCUCAAGAUGCUAGCGGCCAGAAACAACUGGGUUCUUAGUUCUAAGAAGAACAAAGUGAGUCUGUACACUCUGGAGGAGAAUCAGAGCCUUUGUGUCCGGGUUGAAUCGGAGGUGAACGUUCCGGCAGAAAGAGCUUUCCUCCUGCUCUCAGAUCUCAGCCGCAGGCCCGAAUGGGACAAGCACUACAAACAGUGCAAGCUCAUCCUCAGAGUUGAUGAUGAUGAUCUGAUCUAUCACGUUCUUGCUCCGUCUGUAAGCGAAGGAGGAAAAGGACAGGAUUUCAUCCUGCUUGCCUCCAGGAGGCCACCGUGUGAUAGCGGGGAUCCAUAUAUCCUUGCCAUACGUUCGGUCACUCUUCCCACGCACCCUCCGACAGAAGACACAAACCGAGGGGAGAUGCUUUGCGCAGGAUUCACCAUUUACGCCGAGUCUGAAAACGUAUCAAAGAUCUCUUACUACAACCAAACCAACCCCGGGGUGCUGCCGUACAUCUCUACAGACAUCGCCGGACUCUCGUCCAGUUUCUGUUCCACCUUCCUUUCCUGCAGCCAGUACCUGAUGGACAACAGAGUCUGACCUUCUGUCAGUUUCACCACACCUCUUUAGCACUCACUUAUUAACACUAUCCUGGUCAGUGUUAAUAAACCAGACUAUAUUUUUUACACUAGACUUGUUUUAUUUUGUCUUUUUGCGAUCAUGCCAGUUUGGGGAGGCGAUAUGUGGGAAUAAUUUUAUUUAUGUAUAUUAAACAGGUAGUAAAAGUGAAAAAAUUGUAGCCAGUUUUAUACAAAAGACUAAAAUACUAGCUUAAUGAAAUACGUGCGUAAUAAGAAAAUACUAGCAUCUGAUUGGGUGGUACAUGUCCAUCGGGAUAGCUAACUAGCCUUGAUUUGUUUAUUAUUUUAACGAUUUGUAUGUAUGUAACAGAAACAAAAUUCCUGUUAAAUGAUAUUAAGAAAUUGUGGUAUGUAUGUGAGAUAAAAAUCUACUAAAAGCAUCCUGAUAAAAUGUGAAAA
Molecule: messenger RNA, 2336 nt
Organism: Tachysurus fulvidraco (yellow catfish)
Lineage: Eukaryota; Metazoa; Chordata; Actinopteri; Siluriformes; Bagridae
Gene: acot11a
Product: acyl-CoA thioesterase 11a
Exons: 16
Coding region: 199-1896 (565 amino acids)
Cellular component (GO): extracellular exosome
Molecular function (GO): thiolester hydrolase activity; lipid binding
Source: RefSeq, a predicted model, not a curated record